Molecule: messenger RNA, 1323 nt
Organism: Penicillium riverlandense
Lineage: Eukaryota; Fungi; Ascomycota; Eurotiomycetes; Eurotiales; Aspergillaceae
Product: pantothenate transporter
Exons: 9
Coding region: 1-1323 (440 amino acids)
Biological process (GO): transmembrane transport
Cellular component (GO): membrane
Molecular function (GO): transmembrane transporter activity
Source: RefSeq, a predicted model, not a curated record
AUGACAGAGAAACACUCGGAGGCGGCUGUUGCCCGCGUCGAAAAACCGAAAGAUAGUCCACCCGACCAGAAUCAGGAUGACUCAAUGCAAAUUUUUGCUUCAUCUGGAGACUUGUUUGAAUAUUCUGCGGACGAGGCGCGGGUGGUUCGUUGGAAGCUUGAUCUCAUUUUAUUGCCAAUGAUGGCUAUUACAUAUAUUCUUUCCUUCAUGGACAAGGUGGCUUUGGGAGAGUCUUCGAUUUUUGGGAAUUUUGGACGGCGAUCGGCAACCAACUCCUUCGCAGGCUUGUCCGUGUGUCGGUUCUUCUUGGGUGCCUUUGAGACUUGCAUCACCCCCAUUUUGACUAUUCUGGUUUCCCAAUACUGGACUCGAGGCGAGCAACCACUACGCGCUUCGAUUUGGUGGGCAGGUGGAGGCGUCGGCGGAUUUAUAGCUGACUCGAUCACAUAUGCUGUAUCCGGGGGAGCGUGGAAAGGCAGCCAAUAUGCCACAUGGCAGGUUGUUUUUCUUGUUUUUGGCCCCAUCAGUAUUGCAUGGGGCGUUUUCCUCUUCUUCUUCCUGCCGACCUCUCCGAUGUCUGCUUGGUUCUUGACAGAGCGUGAAAGAAAAAUCAGCGUUAUGAGGGUUGCUCGAAAUCACACGGGUAUUGAAAAUCGCAAAUACAAACUCUACCAGGUUAAGGAGGCUCUGCUUGACAUACAAGUCUGGAUGUUGUGUGCGCAGAGCUUUUUACAAUGUAUUCCCGGAGGGGGUUUGACUGCUUUUGGCAAAAUUGUUCUCCAAGGCUUGGGAUACUCAGACCGCGAGACCGUGGUUAUGGGUAUGCCUGCCAAUGGAAUUCAACUGCUCAUCAAUGUCCUGGCCGGUGUUAUCUCUCAGGUUAUUCCUAAUACAAGAUGCAUGAUGAUGAUUCUUGCAAAUAUCAUCGUGCUGAUUGGAAGUGUAUUGAUUGAGAUCCUCUACGUCAACACUAUUCCAUAUAUUAUGUGCAUGAGCUUGAUAUCUUCGAAUAUUGGUGGAUUUACUAAGAAGGCCACUUGUGCUGUAAUGAUGUUCAUUUCCUAUGCUGUUGGACAAAUCGUUGCUCCACAGUUUUUUAUUGACAGCGAAGCCCCUACGUAUCCUACUGGGUUCCGGGCAUUUUACGUCAGCGUGGCCCUCAUGAUCGUGAUUGAGCUUCUGAUGGUGCUUUAUUUGGCCAGAGAAAAUCGCAAGAAGGCCAGAUCAGUCCCAUCCGAAUCCCAAGCCCCUUCAGGUGUAUCCUCCGCGGAUUUUCAGGAUCUCACAGACAAGGAGCAUCCUCACUUCAGAUAUGUUUAUUGA